Ruditapes philippinarum (Manila clam) is the source of this 1589-nucleotide messenger RNA. RefSeq lists its product as uncharacterized. NCBI's taxonomy places the organism in Eukaryota, Metazoa, Mollusca, Bivalvia, Venerida, Veneridae. The record is from RefSeq and is a predicted model, not a curated record. Bases 154 to 888 code for a protein of 244 amino acids. The transcript has 4 exons.
UUUAUUUUUAAGGUUACUGCUUCAUUGUCACUCAAUAGCAAAUUAUCGUCGAUAAUACAAACUGAAUGGACAGUAUACAAUGAAAACGGCGACAUCGUCAAUGUAGAUCGUUCCGAUAAAACCCAAGCGUCCAAAUUAUUUCCUGCGAACACCAUGAAAGAAGGGACUUACAAAAUUAAAUUAGCAGUAAACGUUACUGUAUUUGGUGAGGUUUUGUCAUUAUCAGACUUUAUGUAUCUGAACUAUACGUUUCCGGACAUUCUACCGGAAAUAACGGUUAAUAAUGUCAACAACUACAUUAGAAGAAUAUCACUUGAAGCUGAAGAAGGAAAUUCUCUCGUUGUAAUCAGUACACAAGGAACGAAGGAUCCAGCUGAAGAUUUGGUCAACUUUAGUUUCAGUUCAACAACCAAGACGAUGUCCUGUGAAACAAGUUCUGAUUGGACAGAAGAAGAUGUGUUAAAGACACUGGAAACUGAAAAUAUUAUCGGCAGUUCUACUUAUUGCAGCAACCUUAUACCUACAGAUGUUGACAGAUUUAGUAUUGCCCCUGAGAAGUUCAUUAUUAACCAGUGGUAUUUGUUAAAGCUUACCGUGAGCCGAGGAGAAAGAGAAUCAAGCAUAUUUCAGGCCAUACAAGUGACAGACAAGAAAGUACCGGCCAUAUAUAUACAAGCUGUUGCCAAUAGUUACAAGACAUCGACAAAUUUUGAGAAGAUAACUCAAACCGACCUCCAAGUUAAUCUAAUUGUUGAUGUUGACGAGCUUGAACUACGAUACGUUUCCUACUUUUGGAAACUUGAAACAUUGGUAAAUUGGAAUACUGUAGAUGUAGUGGAAACUGGAAUUGGUAUUGUCAUACUUCUAUCUUGUUUUUUUUCUAAUUGAACGAAUAUUUCUUGUUAAAUCAUGGAGCAUACAUUUUUGUGGCUAUAAAGGAAGUUUUCGUUUACAGGGAAACCAAUGUUAAGGAGUAAAUAGAUGCUUAAACAAAGUCUUAUUCUCUUGUUCAGAUAUUGAUUCGAUUUACAUUGAAAUAUCUGUAUUUUAACUUUCUUUAAAAAUGUUUCUAGUGUAAAAAUAUAUCAUAAUUAAAGCUGAAAAUAGACACCAAAUAAGAGCAAAUACAACAUUCAAAUCCCCCAAUAUAUUAACCAAACACUGAUGAUUGGCCAUGCGUUAUAAAUAUUACACCAGUUUAGAAUAUGUAUCAUGUUUUUAUUAAAUUGAAAAAGAACCCGGUUUCAAAGUGUCAAAAGAAUUGUUUGAGCAAUGGCCAAGUUCUAGAUACAGACUUUCGUGUCGUGUAAAGUCACCAAGCUAUUUUGAAGUAACAGCUUACAAGUCCUACUCGAUGAACUUUGCUCCCUAUAACGGCAAUUGUACGCUUGAAGUCGAGGAUAAUCCAGUUGUAACUGGUAAGACGAAGGUUUGUAUCAAUUGUUUUGACUGGAAGGACGAAGGAACGCAUUUUGAACGCAAUAUCAACAUUGAUCAUGGCGGAUCACUACUAUAUGCCCCAGUACAGAUAUUUCUUUCUGCUGACAGAGGAGUAAACAACAGUAUCAAUGAACUAAUGCACGCACCAU